AUGGAACACUAUUCAAUUGAUCGUCACGUUGAGUCAGACACUCGUUUCUCCCGCGGGAUGUGGGAGUUGAAACAAGGUGUGAGGAUCGACUGGGCAUUGGAAAACUUGAAGUCGGUGGUUUCUGAUGGAGAAAUCUACUCUCUUGCUGCUACAAGACGCAUCAAUAACCGGGGUGACACUUUGAACUGCCCUACUAUUUCCACAAUUGUGUCUUCUCCAAGGGAGGGAAUUGUCGGUGUUGAAUCAUACCAUCAUGUUUCUACAUACAAGAACAACAAGGAGCCCAAAUUUUUGAAAUACUCAGACGAAAAGCUGCUGUACAGGGCAAAUGUUGUCACUAGCGAGGAUGAAUCAGUCAACACCUUAUAUGCUGGUGCUAGUACUGCUGCUGAAAUAACGUCCAAACCAUUUGCAAUUGACUUCAAGGGCAAGGACAAGGUGUUGACCAAGUUGGGAUACAAGUCGAUUGGGUUUGUUAGGGACACCAGAUUCGAAAAGCAGGGUGCUACUGCAGAUAAAGCUACGACGUAUAUGACAGUGCAGCUUCACUUAUCUGUUGGCGAGAAGCUCUUUGGAUUGGGAGAAAAGUUUGGUCCAUUUGUUAAGAAUGGUCAACGAGUUGAAGUCUGGAAUGAAGAUGGUGGUACUUCCUCCGAGUGGGGAUAUAAGUCUAUCCCCUUCUACCUUUCCAACCGUGGCUAUGGUGUCUUUGUUGAUUCUCCUUCAAAUGUGGUGUUUGAACUUCAAUCAGAGAGAACUACCCGAGUUAAUAUCACUGUCCAAGGUGAAGGUAUCAAAUACUACAUUAUCCAUGGUCCUGAUCCUAAAACUAUUUUACAAAGGUAUACUGAUCUUACUGGGAAGCCGGCCUUGCCUCCAGCAUGGACUUUUGGAUUAUGGUUAACCACGUCAUUCACGACAAACUACGACAUUGACACCGUCAGUUCAUUCAUCCAGGGGAUGAAAGACAGAAACAUCCCCUUGGGAACAUUCCACUUUGAUUGUUUCUGGAUGAAGGGGUUCCAAUGGUGUGAUUUUGAAUUUGACCCAGAAUACUUCCCCGAUGCUAAGAAGUCAAUUGCUGAAUUGAAAAAGAAGUUCGGGGUGAAGAUAUGUGUGUGGAUUAACUCCUACAUUGGUCAAGAAUCAAAGUUAUUUGCUGAAGCUGACGACAAGGGGUACUUGAUUAGAUACGUUCCCCAGGUCAACAAUGGUGCUUCGUACCAGACUGAUUUGUGGCAGGCUGGUAUGGGGAUUGUUGAUUUCACCAACCCAGAUGCAUGCAAAUGGUACCAAUCCCAUCUUGAGAAGUUGAUAGAUAUGGGAGUUGACAGUUUCAAAACUGAUUUCGGAGAACGAAUCCCCAUCAAGGACAUUCGCUAUCACGAUGGAUCUGACCCUGUAGCCAUGCAUAACUACUAUACCUUGCUCUACAACAAAUUAGUGUUUGAAACCCUUGAACUGAAACUUGGCAAGAAUGAAGCUUGUUUAUUUGCCCGGAGUGCUACUACUGGUGGGCAACAGUAUCCUGUACACUGGGGUGGUGAUUGUGAAUCAACCUUUGAAGCUAUGGCAGAAACACUUAGAGGUGGGUUGAGUCUUUGUCUUUCUGGGUUUGGGUUCUGGUCUCAUGACAUCGGGGGAUUUGAAGGUGAUCCUAACCCAGCUAUUUAUAAGAGAUGGUGUGCUUUUGGAUUGUUGAGUUCUCAUUCAAGACUCCAUGGAAGUACAUCGUACCGAGUUCCUUGGAACUUUGAUGAUGAAGCUAGUGUGGUGUUGAGUAAAUUUACCAAAUUGAAGUUAUCCUUGAUGCCAUACCUUUAUAAGUUUGCUAUUGAAGCUCACAAGACUGGUAUUCCCGUAAUGAGAGCUUUAAUGUUAGAGUAUCCCCACGAUCCAACUGCUGUGACUGCUGAUACCGAAUAUUUCCUUGGUGAUUCCUUGUUGGUAGCCCCUGUUUUUACUGGUGAUGAUGGUAAUGUGACAUACUAUGUACCUAAAGGUGAUUGGUAUGGUUGGUUAGAUGGCGAGGUGAGAUCAACCACUUCAGGAGAAUGGUUUGAUGAAGUUCAUGAUUACAAAUCACUUCCAUUAUUAGUUAGACCAAAUUCUAUCAUUGUUACUGCUGGUCCGUAUGCUAAUCACAAGAGUACCGUCUACGAUUGGAAUAAAGAGUUUAUGGUUAACAUUUAUGACGUUACCGAAGCUGGUGCCGUUACUGAAAUCCCAGAUCCAGAAACACCAGAUGAACUUGCUGCUAAGGUUAUUGCUAAGAAGUCCCAGGAACACCAUAUCGACAUUAAAGUUGAAGGUAAGUUUUCUAAGCCUUACUAUGUCAAGGUGUUGGACAGCAAUGACAAAGAAUUGUCAGUUGUUAAAGGUGAUGGUAAGAUUCUGGGCAAAGAUGAAUUGGGCAACACUAUCGUAGAAGUAUCUAGUGACAACAUUGUGUUGAAAUCUUUAUUCAAUUAGUCCUUUUAUAUAGAUUUAAUCAAUAUUAUUUUAAACUACUACAUACAUAAAUAAUGCAACGAUAUUUAUUGAAACAACGACAUAAUUGAAAAGAGGAAACCAUUAAUAGAACACAUCUCAAGCUGAGUUGCCCGUAAGUGUAUCAACAAAAGCAGGUCAAAAAAAAAAAUCAACAAUCUAUCACACUGAGAUUUGCUCUAUCAAUGUAUACACCACACACCUGAACAAACAUGCAAAUUAGACAGACCCGUAAUGUAGUAGUCGAAUUGAAAUAGAAAAAAAAAAAAUAAAACACUUAACCAUAACCCACUGCCAAAGCACAGCGGCACUUUUUGUUCACACACACAUACACACAGCCCCGGCAAACUCGGAGCAUACACACUGGACGACUAGUUUAAAAGAUGGCAUCCAAGGUACAACAAAUACAUAAUGCUGCCAAACAGGCCAUUAAACAACUUUCAUUGCCUGAUUUAGUUUGUUGUUGGACGUACAUGGGUUGUUGGGGUGCCUGUUGAUAGUACCCUUGGGGUGGUGGUGCAUAGCCUUGUUGAGGAGCAUAUCCCUGUUGUGGUUGAUAAUAACCUUGUGGAGGUGGAGCACCGUAUCCUGGUUGUUGAUUGUACCCUCUAUCUUGUGUUUGUGGGGCAUAACUUGGUUGAGCUUGUGGCACGUAACCGUCGUUGCCCUGAGCCCAGCUUGGAGGAGCACCAGUUGGUGGAUUGUAUUCUUGUUUAGACAUGGUAUAAGUAUUAAUUCAAAGAUAAGUUGUACAAAAGAAGAAGAUUCGUUAUUUACGACGAUUGAUGAACUUCCAAUGGUAAAAUACUUUGCGAGAUUUAUGCUUGACCCACAUUUCCUUCAGCCUGGUUUUUGUUUUAGUUUUAGUUUUUUUUUUCCCAUGACAACAAAAGGGCUGUUCAGGAACAACCUGUAAACGAAAUACGGAAACUGCAAAACUAUUUUUGUGAUCUCCUCCCUCGUAAUUAAUCGCAAUUCCGCAAUUUACGUUUACAAUACAUAGGUACCCAACCUCUUUGGCAUUUACAAGUUGUCAGAAAGGAUAGCUACUUCACAAUACCAUAUUUUCAAGUCUACCAAUUUACAAACUGUAAACAUCUAUAGUUAGAACCAAUCAUAAGGGCAUUUCUUCAAAGCAUACCAAAGUGGCUGUGCAGGAUCAUGCCUACGGUUUGCAGCCCGAGAUUCGUGACAGAAAAAGUGGCCAUGCCAGCAAUUACUAAAUUAUUCGUAAAUUAUUAUCUAUUCUCAUACGUCAUAAGCUAUUUUCGUUUUUUUUUUUUGCUUCUUCUACUAAUACAAAUAUUUAAAGCUUGGGUUUCUAUCACCGGCAUUAAUUUGUUCUCGUUGUUCCAUGGCUGCAAAUUCCUGUUUGUAUGCAUCAGUCUGCUUGAUCUUGUUCAUUCUCAUACAAGCGUAGAAGUAACCAAGAGAGCACAUGAUCGAGAAACAAACAGCAGCAAUACAAGUAGCUAAACCAGGCUUGUAAACUGGCGCAUCCUUGGCUAAAAAGAUAAAUGUAGCAAUGAUACCACCAAUGUUCCCAAAUCCAAUUUGCCAGGCGGUACCGACUGACUUUCUAAUAUGAGAACCGUUAUUCAAAGCAGCCCAACAGACAACUAAUGGCAUGGCAGUAUAUAACCCUGAUGCAGUAAGGAAACAACCAGCAUAACGCACUCUAGGAGCAGUGGUAGCACCUAAAACCAUAGCAAGACCAGCAAUGGCAAUGACACACGAGGCAAUGGCAAAUGGCAAUCUCUUUUGGAAUCUAUCCGAAGCAAAUGCAGUAAUAUUGAUCAAACCGAAAGCACAAAGCCAUGGGUAGACGGAAUGCUGUUGAGCGUCAACGGCAGUGUAACCCAUUUGGUUAAUAAUAGUGGCAGCAAAGUAAGCAUACCCGUAAGAAGGAAUAAUCAACCCAAAGUAGGAUAAUGCAGGCAACCAGAUCAACCAAUCCUUGAAACAUUUCAACACAUCCUUUAAUUUGUUUUUGAUUUCAAAUGCGGAAGAUGUACCAGACAAAAUUUCCAACUUUUUCUUUAAAAACUCACGUUCAUUUGCAUUCAAGAAUCGGGCUUGUUCUGGGAAAUCAGCAAUUAAAAAGAACAAGAUAACUGCGCACCCACAAGUGACAAUACCUUCAAUGAUGAAAAUCCAUCUCCAACUGGAUAACCCAUGGACUCCAUCCAAGUCAUGGAUUUUAUAUGCAAUGGCACCGGAGGCAGCACCCGAUAAUGCCGUACACGAAAAGAAGGCCGAGAAUCUUCUUUGCGAUUCACUCUUGGAGUAAUAAGUAGACAAUAAAUAGAAAAUGGAUGGGAAUGUAGAAGCUUCAGUAACCCCAAUCAAAAAACGACAAGCAACUAACCCACCGAAAUUUUGAACAAAUCCCAUACCAAUGGAUAAGACACCAAACAACAAAACUAAAAUAGAUAACCAGAUGUGUGGACGAACAAAUUUGAUGGUAUAAUUUGCAGCAACUUCAAAAAACACAUAUGGUACAAAAAAUACAGUUAAGGCAGUAUUGUAUUGGUUCCCCACCAACCCUAAUUCUGUACUUAAACCAUAAAGAUUAGCAUUGGAGAUGUUGACACGAUCUAAAAAUGAAAGGAAAUAUAAAAGACAAAAUGGUGGAACGACCCAAAGAUCAAUUUUCCACAUGAGUUUCUUUUGAUUUAUACCAAGGUCUUGAGCUAAUUGCUCAACUUGUUCUUCUGGCGACGACUUGUCGAGUGAUUCAGUGCUGAUGAAAUACUCUGGAUCUUUAAUGAUAUCCGGCGAUCCUUGCUUUUCAGGAGUAUUGCUAUUUAUGGAGGACAUGUUUGAUAAUUAUAAAGUGAAGUAGC
This is a messenger RNA of Spathaspora passalidarum NRRL Y-27907, 5336 nucleotides long. It is a transcript of the gene YIC1, whose product is annotated as family 31 glycoside hydrolase. Gene Ontology annotation, molecular function: carbohydrate binding; hydrolase activity, hydrolyzing O-glycosyl compounds. The transcript has a single exon. The record is from RefSeq and is a predicted model, not a curated record. Lineage: Eukaryota; Fungi; Ascomycota; Pichiomycetes; Serinales; Debaryomycetaceae. Gene Ontology annotation, biological process: carbohydrate metabolic process. The coding region runs from base 1 to 2472 and encodes 823 amino acids.